ACGAUUUCAGCUUCUCGGUGGCGUGAUGUAUCUUAUAUACACUAUUCAAGGGUGCUGAAACGUUAACAUGGACAAACCACUGAAGGACGGCCCGGCUGACCACGAGAUGAGUGACUCCAGGAAGAACUCUGGGAAGCAGCCAGUCACAGCCUGCCUGUUGAGUGCAGCCUUCUUCGGCGCCCUGGGCUCAUCUUUCAUUUACGGCUACAACCUCUCCGUGGUCAACGCCCCCGCUUCGUACAUUAAGGCUUUCUACAAUAAGACAUGGGUUGAGAGAUAUGGGGGGCCCAUUCCAGCAGAGACAUCCACCCUCCUGUGGUCCAUCACCGUGUCCAUAUUUUCUAUCGGAGGCCUUUUCGGAGCGUUGUCAGUCUCUUUAUUCAUCAGAGUGCUGGGAAGAAAGGGAACCUUGCUGCUGAAUAACAGCUUUGCUGUAAUAGCUGCUCUGGUGCUGUCCCUGGGUGAGACGGCCAAAUCCUUUGAGAUGCUCAUCAUUGGCCGGAUCAUAAUAGGGUUUGACUCUGGUAUCGCUCUCAGCGUGCUUCCCAUGUACCUGGGAGAGAUUACGCCAAGACAUAUCAGAGGUUCCAUUGGCCAGUUCAACUCCAUCCUGAUCUGCCUGGGAGUGUUCACAGGACAAGUGAUGGGCCUGCCUGAGCUGCUGGGUCAGGAGUCCAGGUGGAACUACCUGUUUGCUUUCCUGGCAUUGCCGGCAAUUCUGCAGCUGUGUGUGCUGCCCUUCCUCCCCGAGAGUCCUCGCUACCUUCUGAUGGAGCGGAGGGAUGCGGCCGGAGCGGAAAGAGCCUUCCAGAGGUUUUUGGGGAAGAAGGAUGUGUCCCAGGAGCUGGAAGAGGUCCAUGCGGAGGCUCGAGCUCAGGACAACCUACACAUCGCCUCUGUGUUGCAGCUGCUGAGGAGCCCAGCUGUUCGCUGGCAGCUCAUCACCGUCAUCAUCACCAUGACCUGCUAUCAGCUCUGUGGCCUCAAUGCUAUCUGGUACUACACCAAUGGGAUCCUUCGGGAAGCGGGCUUUGCCGAGAAGGUUCUCCCCUACAUCACACUGAGCACCGGGGCCAUAGAGACUUUGGCUGCCAUCAUCUCGGGCUUAGUGAUAGAACGAAUCGGGAGGAAGCCCCUGCUCAUAUUUGGCUUCUCUGCCAUGGCCGUGUUCUUCAGCCUGCUCACAGUGUUCCUCAAUAUCCAGAACAGUGUGUCAUGGAUGCCCUACCUCAGUUACGUCUGUAUACUGGCUGUGAUCGCGUCCUUUUGCUCCGGGCCAGGUGGAAUCCCCUUCAUCCUGACCGGGGAACUGUUUGAACAGUCCUACCGACCUGCCGCUUUCAUGAUCGCCGGCACCGUAAACUGGCUGUCCAACUUUGCUGUGGGCCUCCUGUUCCCAUUCAUUCAGGAGAAGCUGCAGACUUUUGCCUUCCUGGUGUUUGUGGUGGUCUGCAUCUUGGGAUCCAUCUACCUUUAUUUUGUCCUCCCUGAAACUAAAAAUAAAACAUUUAUGGAUAUCAGCCAGAGCUUUGCCAAGAUCAACAAAAUCCCCGUCCCCUCCCCCAGUCAUGAAAUGGAGAUGGUUCUGUCCAAUAAGCCUGACCUGAAUGGAAAAGUCCAAGACGCUGCUAAGACGGAGAGUUCUUUCUAG
Messenger RNA from Chelmon rostratus (copperband butterflyfish), 1651 nucleotides. It is a transcript of the gene slc2a9l2, whose product is annotated as solute carrier family 2 member 9, like 2. The transcript is spliced from 13 exons. The coding region runs from base 68 to 1651 and encodes 527 amino acids. NCBI's taxonomy places the organism in Eukaryota, Metazoa, Chordata, Actinopteri, Chaetodontiformes, Chaetodontidae. Gene Ontology annotation, molecular function: hexose transmembrane transporter activity. Gene Ontology annotation, cellular component: membrane. The record is from RefSeq and is a predicted model, not a curated record. Gene Ontology annotation, biological process: monosaccharide transmembrane transport.